CGUUAUGCUCUCCGCCGGCCCAGCAGCUACCGACUGGGCUAUUAUUUCUCCCCGCGUGGUACCGACUAGGCUACAUCCGCCGCCGCCGCCGCCGCCGCCAGAUGCGCAGGUCUUCGUCGUCCCCUUCUCCGGCAACUAGCUCCUAACAGGCUGAAAAAAAUCAUUGAUACGCAUAAGCCGUCAGGAGUGCAGUAUUAUCUGUAAAAAUGGCCUGGGGUCAAGGUGCUAAGAGGUCCAUACUAGGGCUUCUCUUUCGUGCUCAGCAGCAAACUGCUCGGCCAUACUCUUCUUCAGCAUUCCAGACUCAUCAAUUGAGCACUCAUGUUCCCCAAGAUGGCGUGUUUCUUAGGAGAUUCAGCUCUGAGGUGUCUUCUUCAGAGCAAAUGAACCUUAUAAAGCAACUCAGACAAAGGACGAGUGCUCCAAUCAAAGAUGUCAAGGCCUCCCUAGUUGCCUGCAACUGGGAUAUUGAUGCUGCGCAGAAGGACCUAAGGAAGAGAGGUGUUGCUCUUGCUGCAAAAAAGUCUUCACGCACUGCUGCUGAAGGUUUGCUAGCUAUCGCACAAGAUGACAAAAGGGCUGCUGUAGUUGAGCUUAACUGUGAAACUGAUUUCGUGGCAAGAAAUGAUGUUUUCCAGUACCUGGCUUCAUCAUUGGCAAAGAUGGCUUUAUCUGCUCAGGGUCCCGGUGAAUUGUUCAUGCCUUUUGGUCCUGAACUUUUAGAGAACAUGUCUAUCAAUCUUGAUCAUCCGAACCUCAGCGGGGAAACAACUGUCCAAAAUGCUGUUACAGAAGUUGCUGCCAUGGUUGGGGAGAAUGUGAAACUCAGAAGAGGCUUCAUGCUGUCCACAACUGCACAUGGUGUUGUUUCAUCUUAUAUGCAUACCUGUCCCCAGCCAGGUAUGGGUCGGAUUGCUGGAUUGGUCACACUAGAAGCAGAAGAUAGCAUUACUCUCCUUGAUGCUGUCAAAAGUGUUGGGUCAUCUAUUGCGAUGCAGAUUGUUGCAACAAAGCCAUUAUUCUUAUCAAAAGAACUGGUUUCUGCUUCCGCUCUAGAAAAUGAGCGUGAAAUACUUCGAACACAGGCCGAAAGUUCAGGGAAAUCCCAAAUGGCUAUGGAUAAAAUGGUGGAAGGCCGAUUGAGGAAGUACUUUGAAGAAGUUGUGCUCAUGGAGCAAAAAUAUGUUUUAAAUGACAACACAAACGUGAAGACCGUGCUGAAUGACUUGUCGAAAGAGGUUGGUUCUAAAGUAACAAUCGGUAACUUCAUCAGAAUGGAGGUUGGAGAAGGGAUUGAGAGAACUGAAGCCGCUGAUGGUUCAGAGGUUGCUGCUGGGGCUAUGUAGAUUUCAGGCAGAGAUGGAUCAAACGGGAUCAUUAGGAUCUACUCUUCUUUAAAGUUAGAGGCCAUAGUUUUUUUCCAAUAAAAAUUUUGGGCUCCCAUCUUUGCUCCAUUGGAUUGUUACAGGUGUAUAAGCUAGGACGGAACUAAUGUUUAGGCAAGCAAGGUAGUUAGCGUUCUGGGACCUGCGAGGCUGCCUAGUUGGUUUGUCGAUUCCUAGCUUGUUUGUUUACACAUUUGGUUCAACCCUCACUGAUUGAAUUACAGUUUGUUUGGACGGGUAAAAUAUCGAAAUAGAGUGGGAAUUACCCCUUGAACUA
This is a messenger RNA of Sorghum bicolor (sorghum), 1662 nucleotides long. Its product is annotated as elongation factor Ts, mitochondrial. The transcript is spliced from 9 exons. The record is from RefSeq and is a predicted model, not a curated record. Gene Ontology annotation, molecular function: translation elongation factor activity; protein binding. Bases 207 to 1346 code for a protein of 379 amino acids. Gene Ontology annotation, cellular component: mitochondrial matrix. Lineage: Eukaryota; Viridiplantae; Streptophyta; Magnoliopsida; Poales; Poaceae. Gene Ontology annotation, biological process: mitochondrial translational elongation.